AUGUGUGCUCUGGGGAUCAAAUCCAUGCUGCCAGGCGCUUCAGGAGCUGCUUCGGGAGCCGCGGAAUACGGUUCAGACAUGGCCAAGUCCAAGAACCACACCACACCACACACAACCAGUCCUAGAAAUGGCACAGGCAUGCCAUCAAGAAACUCCUGGUCACAAAGAUACGAAUCUCUUAAUGGGGUCGACCCCAAAUUCCUGAGGAACAUGCGCUUUGCCAAGAAGCAGAAAAAGAAAGGCCUGAAGAAGAUGCAGGCAAACAAUGCAGGCCAUGAGUGCACGUACAGAGCCAUCGAGGUCCUUGUGAAGCCCAAGCUGGUUAAACCCAAGAUGCCAAAGGGUCCUGGCUGCAUACUCAGCUGUCUUGCUUUCAUAGCUCACCCCAAGCUUCAAAAGCCGAUUAGAAGCUACAUGGCCAAAGGUCAUAGGUUCAAACCAAGGCAAAGGCCUUAG
Messenger RNA from Phodopus roborovskii (desert hamster), 456 nucleotides. Its product is annotated as 60S ribosomal protein L29-like. Gene Ontology annotation, molecular function: structural constituent of ribosome. The record is from RefSeq and is a predicted model, not a curated record. The transcript is spliced from 2 exons. The coding region runs from base 1 to 456 and encodes 151 amino acids. NCBI's taxonomy places the organism in Eukaryota, Metazoa, Chordata, Mammalia, Rodentia, Cricetidae. Gene Ontology annotation, cellular component: ribosome; cytosolic large ribosomal subunit. Gene Ontology annotation, biological process: cytoplasmic translation.